AUGCGACUAUCAUCUCUCUUCAUCGCCAUAGGCCUUUCUCUGGCCGUACAAGCCUCCUGGUUUGGCGGAAACAACGAAGGCUCCCCGCCGUAUAGUACCUGGUCAACGGCCGAACUCCGACUCUGGCUCGAGGAACACUCUGUCCCAGUACCGAAACACACUACUCCAACCCAAGCAGAGCUCCGCGAUCUCGUCGCAGCCCACUGGAACUCCUAUUCAGCAUGGACGCAAGACCAAUACGCCGCGGCGCAGAAAACCUUUGCGGACAUCCGCGACUCGACGUUUGAGAAAUGGGACGAAUCGACGCUUCGUCAGUUUUUGCUCGAGCAAGGCGUCAUUGCACCCAAGGGCACCAAGGAGGAAUUGGUUCUCCUAGCAAAAGAAAAGUAUAAAGCGUACACCGACGCAGCGAGUUCUUUCUCUGCUCGCGCGAGCACGGCUGUGUAUGGGGAUUCGGCGUAUCAGAUGACCAAGAGCGCUUCGAGUCUCGUGUCUCAGGCUUCGGCGGCUGUGGCAAACCGGUUUGAUGAGAGCAAGGAUUAUGUCUAUUCGUCGUGGGAUGAGGCUCAGAUGCGGAAGUACCUUGAGAGCAAAGGGCUGUUGAAGACGAAAGCGCAGAAGGAGCACGCGGAGUUGUUGGAGAUGAUGCAUGGUGUGUAUGGACGGGCGACGAAGCCGAUUUGGAAGGCUUGGAGUGAUUCGUAUAUUCAUCACUGGCUCGUAUCUCACAAUAUUAUCAAGUCGACUGUGCAGAAGAAUCGCGAGUAUUAUCUUGGGUUGAUGGAAAAGUAUUAUUACGACCAGCUGGACACCGUGUGGUCGACCUGGUCCGAUUCUCAGCUGAAACAAUGGCUUGUGGAGCAUGACGUUAUCAAGAGCGAUGCGCAGGUCACCAGAGACAAAAUGACGAAGUUGAUCCAGGACAAUUACUACUCGGCCAAGGAUACAUUUUGGCAUGCCUGGUCUGAUAACCAAGUACGGGACUACCUCGUUGAGAAUGGAUAUAUCCGUUCUGACGCUCAGGUCCGGCGCGACGAGUUGUAUAAACUUGCGAAUGAAAAGUACAACGACGCCUCUGCUAGGACCGCUGCGUAUCUUGCAUGGCCCGACGCGCGCCUUCGUGCAUAUCUAAGGGAGCACGGCAUCAGCGAGGAAGUGGUUCCAGGCGACCGUCCUGGGCUUCUUCAGGAGACUCGCAUUCGUUGGGUCCAAACACAGACUCGCGCCGAAGCGCUGCUAGCCAAGAUCCAAGAGCUGGUGAAUGACAGUGUGUAUAAAACUGAAGACGUUCUUUCGCGCGUGUUGAGCGUUCUUAGUGGGGGAUGGGUCGAGGUGAGGGAUCGCGUGACGAAUGGGUAUGAUGUACACCAGCCAGUGGAGACGGCUGAAAAGGCGUAUGAGGAGGCGAAGAAGAGUGGGGAAAGUUAUAAGGAGGAUGUGAAGGGGAAGGCGAAGGAGGCGAAGGAGACGGUUGAUGAGAAGGUUAAGGCUGGGCAGAAAGCUACGAGCGAACUUUGA
Molecule: messenger RNA, 1518 nt
Organism: Laccaria bicolor S238N-H82
Lineage: Eukaryota; Fungi; Basidiomycota; Agaricomycetes; Agaricales; Hydnangiaceae
Exons: 5
Coding region: 1-1518 (505 amino acids)
Source: RefSeq, a predicted model, not a curated record